CGUAUUAUUUCUGAGAUGUAACCAUGAUGUCCAUGGCAUUAUUAUCUGAGACUGUACACAGCAAAGGCAGGUAGUCAAAGCAAACACUCAGCUCUACUAGGAGGAUUCAUCAUGUCAGGUUCAGCUGAGAUUGAGGAACUACCAGCAACACAAACAGGGCCCAAAGGUGUGAUCCAUGACUGGAGAAAGUUCAAACUUGAGAGUGAGGACCAUGAAAGCGUCCCUUCCAACAAGAGAGAGCUCCUCAGACAAAUGUCCAACCCCAAAUCCAGUAAUGACGAAACCCGGGAAACAGUCAUCCACAAGAUGAGUGUUCAGGAGUACGAAAUGAUCAAAGAAGAGGAUGAAAGCUGUCUGCGUAAGUAUCGUAGGCAGUGCAUGCAGGAGAUGCACGAGCACCUGAGUUUUGGGCCUAAAUUCGAUGCUCUGUUUGAGUUGGAUAGUGGGGAGGCCUUCUUGGAUGUCAUUGAGAAAGAGCACCGCCUAACCCUAGUGGUUGUGCACAUCUAUGAUGAUGGGAUCAGAGGAUGUGACGCUCUCAACAACUGCUUGACUUGCCUGGCAGCAGAGUAUUCCACCGUCAAAUUCUGCCGAAUCCGAGCUUCUGCCACAGGGGCAGGUGAGCGUUUCUCAGAUGACGUUCUGCCCGCCCUGCUGGUGUACAAGGCUGGAGAGCUGCUGGGCAACUUCAUGUCUAUCACAAAGCACCUGAAUGAGGAGUUCUUCGCCAUGGAUGUAGAGAACUUCCUAAAUGAGUACGGUCUGCUGCCAGAGAAAGAGUUCGCAGCCGGCCCCGAUGAGAAUGAGAAUGCUGAUGUGGAAUAACUGAGGAAAUUCAAAGGGUGGAAAUGAAUCACAUUAGUCAACCUGUCAGACUUAUUUCAGAGCUAGAUCAAGUAAUGAUGCUGUGAAUACUGGGCCAUGACUCCAACAAACACACACACCUCAAGGCAUCUACUAGCACGUGAUUUACAGCGGUUAAAUACUUCAUAGUGUUAUCAAAGGCACACAGUCAUGCUUAUUUCAUUUGCCAGGGUACCCACAAUUUUUGACUAAUGAGUUUCCAUGAAUUUUCUAUGCCCUUGACAGUAGUUUGUGAUUACUUGAUAAGGAUUUUUUUUUUAAAUCAUUCAAAUUAAGAUCAACUCAUUCAUGAAUCAUUCUGACUGAUUUAUGAAGCAAUUCGGCUGAUUUGCAUGGGGAAGGAUGAUUUUUCAGAUCCAUAGAGAAGUUCUCCACUGUAUCGCGUCGCAGUGCUUUGGUCGACUCAAGUUUAAGUGCUGACUUCUUCUCCUUUCUCAAACCUGUUCCCCUUUCUCUUCUCAAAACUAUUAUGUCUAUAUAAGGCAAAAAUGGCCAAAAAAUUGUAUUUAAAAAGACAAGGGAAAUGAUUCAUUCACUUACAAAUUGAACCAUUUAUUAUGGUUUACAGAGAAGCUGAUGGAAUAUUUUAUUAAGGAGA
Molecule: messenger RNA, 1462 nt
Organism: Cyprinus carpio (common carp)
Lineage: Eukaryota; Metazoa; Chordata; Actinopteri; Cypriniformes; Cyprinidae
Product: phosducin-like
Biological process (GO): regulation of G protein-coupled receptor signaling pathway
Source: RefSeq, a predicted model, not a curated record